CGAGUCUCGUCUGGGGAGUUGAAGAGAACUCGAAGUCAUCCUCGCCUUACCUGCUCAUUCCACAGCCCAAACACUCGUUUUCACGGCAUACCUUAGCCAUCCACUCUCUUUUCAAGAUGCACUUCACCAAGGUUGUUCUGGCAGUUGUCCUGCCCUACAUGGCCGCCGCCAACACCCACGUCGGCUGCAAGUGCAACACAGGCGACGGCACAUGCCUCGAGGCCGCCUGCAACGGAUACUCGGGCGCCGGUGUCUUCUUCAACAAGCCCAAGGGCCACGAGGAUACCGUCUUUUCCCAAGUCAAGGAUGGCAAAUGCUACGCCGUGUACAACAACGGCAACGAGUUCUUGACUUUCGAGGGACUCGGUGGCAAGGAGUGGAGGGCCAAGUGCGAGGAGCACUGCAAGGGUGGCUCUACUUGCUAAGUCGUGACAGAGUUACGGAGUUUCUCUUUUUCGCG
Molecule: messenger RNA, 460 nt
Organism: Colletotrichum phormii
Lineage: Eukaryota; Fungi; Ascomycota; Sordariomycetes; Glomerellales; Glomerellaceae
Exons: 3
Coding region: 117-425 (102 amino acids)
Source: RefSeq, a predicted model, not a curated record